Molecule: messenger RNA, 1938 nt
Organism: Penicillium nucicola
Lineage: Eukaryota; Fungi; Ascomycota; Eurotiomycetes; Eurotiales; Aspergillaceae
Product: Zn(II)2Cys6 transcription factor
Exons: 7
Coding region: 1-1938 (645 amino acids)
Biological process (GO): regulation of DNA-templated transcription
Molecular function (GO): DNA-binding transcription factor activity, RNA polymerase II-specific; zinc ion binding
Source: RefSeq, a predicted model, not a curated record
AUGCCAUCCGAGCAAUCCCGUGAAGCAAGACAGCACACUCUCUCGGUUUGUUUGCAGUGUGACCUGUGCCAUUCUCGCAAGGUCCGGUGCGAUAGACAAGAUCCAUGUGGGAAUUGCCAGGAUGCAGGAGUCUCGUGUUGCCGUGGUCGAGAUGUGAAACGUCAACAUACGACUACUCGCCGUCAAAGACGCAAAACCCCUGUGUCUCGACUUCAGGCCAUCCCGGAUGAAGUAUUUGAAGCAGAACUCACAACAUCGGAAAAUCAGAGUCAGGCUGAAAUGCCUUCGGUCGCCUGCUCCAUUUCCUGCGCUGAUACAGCAGAAAUUCACAGUCCUGUGGCUGGCGUCACGUAUGACCCAAUUCAUGAUGCUCAGCUAACUAUACAGCGUCAACUGAGACAUCUUCAAAAUCUUACUUUGGAUAGACGCAGGGUCCUUGAGUCAGCCUUGAAUGUCAUAGGCCUACUGUCUGGAAACUCCAGAGACCUGGUCCAAGGCACCCAAAGCAUUGCCAAUGUUGAGAGUACAUCAAAAUAUCCAUCUCUCGAGUUUCUAACUUGGAUGUUAAAAGACAUCCAUUCUGAUAGAUUUGGACCGUUUGUCACGGAUUAUUUCCGACAUCUAUCACUCCCAAAACUGAAGCAGAUGGGACUAUCACUUCUUCGCGGCGAAUCAUCGCCUCUUGAUACCAUCAUUUACACGAUUUGUGUCAAUGCUGCGGCUUAUAAAUUUCUCACUACCACAAUCAAUCUUGAAACUGACACCGACCUUGCCUUUGAGCUAAGGAGAAAUGCUGAGGAGUAUCGAUCAGCAGCCCAAGCUGCAUUGAAGCAGAUUCCUCUAUUGAUAUCACCCUCGCUCAGUCUUCUUCAGGCAAUUCUCUGUGGUGUAUUUCUUCAUCAAGGGUCUGGAGAUGUCAAUACAAGCGGCAAUCUGACCAAAGCUGCCUGCAAAACAUGCAUUGACUUGGAUCUACACACUACCGCCUUGAAAGGAGAAGCUACAGAAGAAGAACUCUUCUGUUUCUUAUGGUGCUACACCUUGGAUAGGAAUCACGCAUUCAAAGUACGAAGUUCCCGAUGUCUCCUCGACCUGCGGCUGCCGUCCAAUUUCUACGAGUUAUAUUCACAUUACCCCCUCAUCUCCGAACUCCUGUUGGUCUACUUGGAUCUUGCUAGGGUGCAGGACGCAGUUGUGUCAUAUCCAAAUCGUUCAUUGACUGUGAGUCAACCUAUCAACCCUCUUCUCACAGGAGAGAGCAUGCUUCGGACAAUGCAAUCAAUACAAGCACGAAUGCACCUGAUGGCUUCAUCAUCCCCAAAUUGGAGAGGAUUGGACUGUCAAACCGAAAUGUCAGCCCUCAAAUUCGCCUAUCAAUCAAUAAUGACCGCAAUUCUUUACCUUGUGCAAGCGGAUCACGGUCUGCCUCUUCGUUCAUCAGAAAGCUAUCUUCACUCUGCCCGUCAGGAACUGUUAGCACUCGUAUCGAUGUGCUACACAGCAGAGAAACAAGCCGCAGUCAGCUUUUUAAACUGGACGAUCCUCCUCUACCCAGCAACAGCGUACCUAGUUCUUUUCUGCAAUGUGGUCGCAACAUCGGACAUCGGCGAUUUCAAUCUGAUGAAAGCUAUCGCGGACUGUCUCACACAAAGCGGAAUCAGUUAUCCCCUUGUGCAACUACGCAAUCUAUUCCAGAAAUUCCUUGGUCUUUCACAAGAGUUUUUCGGCGAAGACCGUACCGCACUGCAGAAUACUCGCCCAGAUCGUCCAGCGGAUAACCCUGUGGCUUUCCCCGUUGGCAGUCCAUUUUCGCUACCAUGGGGAACCAGUGACCCGGUCUUCAACCCUUAUAUGUUCACUGCAGGAGAAAGUUAUACUGACAUGCUGGGCAUGUCAGAAAGUGACUUUUUUCUGCCCUACGGGGGCUCGGACUUUUGA